GACAACAGAGCGUGUGCAGCCAUGAGCUAGACCACAUCCCCGCUCUACUGCCCAGUGGCCGAGCAGGGAUCUCCCAGCCUGCCACUGGCGGUUCAUGCAGUGGAAUCGGUUUUAGGUAAAGGCUUCGCACUCGCUCCAGCGUCUCCCGAGGAAUGUGGAACCGCCUCAUGUUUCACUUCGGUGAGAUCAGCCGCUAAAAAUGGCCGUCUGUGAUACCGGGUCGCACCUGGGCAACUGGGAGCGUUAAGCGUGAGCCUCCGUUCUUGACCGCCCUCGCACGGAAGCACAGGUGACCUGCCCGGGACCAAGUAGCAAGCCGCCGUGAAGACGAGUGCUUUCCCGCGCGGGAAGUGGGCGUGUUUUCUCAGCUGGCGUGUUUUCUCAGCUGGCGUCGCCACGCGCCGGUCAUAGCGGCAGGAACGCCGAUCAGCCUAGGCAUUUUGGGCCUGACGGAGAAGCACUCCGUGCCUCAUCGCACUGAGCACUCCCCCAACACUGUGGGGUAGGCCUCAGACAUGCCCUGCCCACCUUUCCGAAUCGGAAAACCCAGGAAGUUCUGGAAACAGGAUGGAGGAGAUCGUGUCUCAAGCACACUAGCGCCAGCGUCCUUCCAAGCCCCGCCUCCGCUGACCGCUCUGCCGUUUGUGAAGACCACAGAAUUAUUUGAAAUGAUUGAGAAGGUGCAGAGCAACAGGAUGGAUGAGCAGAGGUGCGCCUUCCCUCCGCCCCUUAAGACGGAAGAAGACUACAUCCCUUAUCCCAGUGUUCAUGAGGUGCUGGGCCGCAAAAGUCCAUUCCCACUGAUCCUGCUGCCGCAGUUUGGCGGCUACUGGAUCGAGGGCACCAAUCAUGAGCUGAGCUGUGCCGCUGACCCCGAACAGGUGGUGUCGCCCACGUCUCGCAUUAAGCUGGAGUGCAACACCAUGGCCGUCAUCUACAGGAAACACUUCCUGGGAAAGGAGCACUUCAAUUACUACUCAGUGGACAGUGUUCUCGGACACCUGGUCUUCUCGGUGAAGUACGACGUGAUCGGAGACCAGGAGCACCUCCGCCUCUUACUACGCACUAAGAUGAAAACCUAUCAUGAUGUGAUACCAAUAUCCUGCCUGACUGAGUUCCCCAAUGUUAUCCAGAUGGCCAAGCUCGCCUGUGAGGAGGUGAAUGUGGACCGCUUUUUCCCUGUGCUCUACCCAAAGGCUUCAAGGCUCAUCGUUACAUUUGACGAACAUGUGAUCAGCAACAACUUCAAAUUUGGUGUCAUCUACCAAAAAUUUGGACAGACCUCGGAGGAGGAGCUCUUCGGGAACAAUGUUGAGAGCGCAGCCUUCGCGGAGUUUCUCGACUUCCUUGGCCAGAAGAUUGAGCUGCAUGAUUUUAAAGGGUUCCGAGGUGGACUGGAUGUGACCCAUGGGCAGACUGGCACAGAAUCCAUCUACCACAACUUCCACAACAACGAGAUCAUGUUCCACGUGUCGACUAAGCUGCCCUACACAGAGGGAGACACUCAGCAGCUGCAGAGAAAGAGACACAUAGGAAACGACAUUGUGGCCAUUGUGUUUCAAGAGGAGAACACCCCCUUUGUACCGGACAUGAUUGCAUCCAAUUUCCUACACGCCUACGUGGUGGUGCAGGUGGAAAAUCCAUGUUCAGACAAUGUCCUGUACAAGGUGUCCGUGACUGCGCGUGACGAUGUCCCUUUCUUUGGGCCAGCACUCCCUGACCCUGCUGUGUUUAGGAAGGGUCCAGAAUUUCACGAGUUUCUCUUGACAAAGCUCAUCAAUGCAGAAUACGCCUGUUACAAAGCUGAGAAGUUUGCCAAACUGGAGGAGCGUACACGGACCGCCCUCCUGGAGACACUCUAUGAGGAGGUACACAUCAACAGUCAGGCCAUGAUGGGCCUCGGAGCUGAGGAGGACAAGCUGGAGAAUGGGGCUGGAGGGGGAGGGGGCUUCUUCGGGUCCUUCAAGCGGGUGAUCCGCAGCAGGAGCCAGUCCAUGGACGCCAUGGGGCUCAGUAGCCAUGGGGCUCACAGGAAACCACACACGGUCUCAACUAGUCACAGCGGCAACUUUACCCACAAUCCUCCAGAGACCCCCAAAACCCCCGGGAUCUCGUUGAUAAUCCCUGGAAAGAGCCCCACCAGGAAGAAAUCUGCCUCCUUCAACACUCGCCGAAGCAGCGCUAUUGGGAUCGAGAACAUCCAGGAGGUGCAGGAGGGAAGGAGAGAAUGCUCCCCUGGCACGCAGAAGACGCCCGACAGUGGCCACGCUUCACAGGACCCCAAAUCGGAGAACUCGUCAGAUCAGAGUUCGCCUGAGGUGCCUACAACUAAGAACAGGGCCCCCUCCAUCCCCGAGGGUAACGACCUGUCGCGCUCCUCGUCCAAUGCCAGCAGCUUUGCCAGCGUGGUGGAGGAGAACGAGGCCGAGGCCACGGAGGAGUACGACACCGGCCUGGAGAGCCUCUCGUCAGCAGGGACACCUCACAAGCGGGACUCCUUCACCUACAGCACUUGGCUAGAGGACAGUGUGAACAGCCCCUUUAACACCAGCAGGGGUGACUCUCCAGCAUCUGCCAGGGUUCCUGAGCCGCCCAAAACGGAGAUCCGCAUUAAACUGGAGCGUCCGCAGGAACAGAAGCCAGCACAGAACUGCUAACCCUGUCUGCCCAGAUGCAUCAUGGAUGCCCAUAAAAGAACUAUCAUAGAAGGCGCCGUGUCCAGGAGAUGAGGUGCUCACCAUUUUUCAGCACCUCAGGCAAGGAGGUGGAAGAGGAGAAAGAGGAGGAGAAGGAGGAGUGCCUGAUGCACCGGGCGUGGUCCUUUUAACUACCGCUCUAAUCACACACACACACGUGACAGCGGCCAGCUGGGGAACCAUGGAAAAUGGAUCAGCGGGAGACAGAAAUCAGGGACCACAGGAAUGUCACGCUUUUAUGUCACAGUCACUUGCAUGUUCAUUUGUUUGUUCAUUCUUGACUUUCACUAUAACGGGGUUCCCCAAUUCUGGUUUUGGAAACAGCAGAUUCCCCUCCUCAAACCCACCUACUAAACCUGACAAUUGGCUCUUGAGCUGAAUAAGGUGUAUUUGAGCAGGGAAAUCUGCAAAGUGUGUUGCAGACUGGCCCCCCAGGACUGGAACUGAGGAACCUCGGCACUAUAACCUUUGUCCAAGUUUUACAGCAACAAAUGUUCCUCAUACAUUUUAGUCCCCCCCCCCCCCACCCCGUUAGGCAACAUCAACAAAAUUCACUAGCAAAUAGAGUGGACAGUUUUUUAAAAUGUAUUUAUUUAUAUGGUUCCACUGUGAAUUUGCCUUCAAAGGGACAGGCCAACAGAUCUAAAACGCCAUAUGCAUUGUGUGAAAGUGUACAAGACAAAAGUAAUUAAGCAGAACUUUGUCUAGAGGUGAGACAUGCACUGACUUUAAUGACAAAGACAUUCGAGGGCGGAGUAUCAUUUAUUUGUAAUCUGUUCCGUGAACAGGGAGCAUAAUAAUUACGGGGCAUCACAGACAGCAGUUUUAGACUGUUAGUCUAAAAUUAUACAUAGAACAGAGCAGUGGUUUAUUUCCCCUUAAACGUAAAUUAAUUUUAAAAGUGUUUUUAUUUUAGCAUGUUGUUUCACUUUAAUUUUCAACAUCAUCAUAAUCGUUGUAGAAAUGGGAACAACCUCGUUGCUGAAUCAGCUCAGCAUGGUACGUUGUAGCCGCAUGUAUCGUUUUGGGAAAGAUGGAAGCGUUUGAUCAUAAAUUAUCCUGCACCCCUGCUUUUCCCCAGUCAGCAGUAAAUUCUCAGUAAACCCCAAAAAAACGAUACCAUAUUUUGUUAGUGAUAUAACCCUUCACCGGUUGCGGCUAGCUGUUUUUAGGGAGACCCCCCAUGUUUGUUUGUUCGUGUAUUUAUUUUAACCCAGCUGUUGAUUGUAAAUAAUGAUCAGCAGUUUCCAUCUGAGGCAUUAAUUUACGUUACGGUGGGAUAUUUGCUGACCCAAUGGACCAAAAACCAUCGCUUUUCUCCUCAAAUCAAUUACGUGGGAGAAAUGCUGUGGAAGAGACCAACGUAACACAUAAAACAUAAGAAAAAACAAGUCAGUCAGCAGACUGCUGCUCAGUGCUGAAAUUAUACAUCCUUGCGAUGGAAUUGUAGUUAAAUGUUUAGUGCAGCAGUAAUUUGCCAAAGUUAAACAACUCUUAAAGUCUUUUUUGACUGCCCGGGGAUUACACUUUCCCUUUAAUGACCGGGAUGUAUUUAUGACGGCUGCUGCCUAGAGCGACCUUCUGUCUCUCUGUCCUAAAGGCGCCCGCAAACAUCACCGCAGUCUCCGUUUGUUGAUCUCGGCUCCGCUUCGCACACUGAGUCCUCCCAUGACACCCGAUAAAACUCUUCCCAAUAUUUUUUUCAGUCAGACGUAGCCUUGCGUUUUAUACACACAAAUGACUUGAUUUGUGUGUACUGAGCCGGCCUCGAGCGUUGCCUUGAGCGUUCAUUAAUUGAAACCAGUAAAUAAUAUGGCAUUCAAAUGAAGGAAUUAUGAUCUGUAUAUUGUGGUGUAUCUGUAUAACUAUAUUUAAGAAAAAUACUGUGCACUUGUUUUAUUUGUGUAUUUAAAGAUGUACGUAUAUAGUCUGUGUUUGUGACCGAUUUGUUACUCUUCAUAAGCUGCUGCCUUUAUAGUCCUGCUGUAGUUAUGGUGACUCAGGCUAAACCCCUCACUGUUCCUUGUAUAACUCGUACUAAACCGUCAAUUGCCCCAGUUAAUUACAUUCAUUACAGGUCUUUCGUGGUUGUAUAUGUCUGCUCAGCCUUGAUUCUUGGGUUGUUGGUUUAAUACUGUACAACAACAGAUGUCUCUUGUGUGCUGUUAAUGGGUAGCCCUCUUUCAACGUUUCAUUCCUUUUUAAAUGAUCGCAACUUAAUAAUACAAGUUAAACACUGUGCAGUUAUAUAUAAAUAUGAAAAUGACUGUCUUACCUUUAAAGCAUGUGGUCAUGUACGAUGCCUUGUACGCGACGGCCAGGAACGGAGCCCCGAGAUCAGUGAGAAUGUGGAAGUGAAGUAGUGCUUCAGGCAUCUCUGCUAGGAGAAGCAGAACUUCUAUGCAUUAUCUAGCCCGAAGACCAGCGUUGGUCAAUGCUCAUGUUUUUUUUUAUUUCGGGGUUAUCUCAGAGAGCAGCAUUCAUCUAAGAACGAAACGCAAAUGUUUAAUGCACGUUUUUCAUACAAGCUAACUCAUAGUAACAUGCAGGGGCGGAUUAACGCACAGGCUAGAUAUGGCUUAAGCCUAGGGGCCCCACGUGUGCCAGCCUGCAAGGGGGCCCCCAUUGGCGCGGAGGGGGGCGGGGUUGGGGGGCCCACAGACUACUGUAGCCUAGGGGCCUCUGUACACCUUAAUCCGCCCCUGGUAACAUUAAUAAUACAAAGUAAAUGAUCCAGGCUGUUAUUCUUCCUAUACUACUACUACUACUACUACUACUACUACUACUACUACUAAUAAUAAUAAUAAUAAUAAUAAUAAUAAUAAUAAUAAUAAUAAUAAUAAUAAUAAUAUUGUUGUUGUUGUCAUGAAUGCUGGCUCUCUCUAUAUUUUUCCCCUGGCUAUGUCCUUGCGCAUUUCAAAAAUACACAUGGCUGUUCAGUGGGCUAUUCUGUUUAGACAGCUAUAUAAAAGUAUCCUCAGUAAAACCAUAUACCUUAUUUAAUGAAAAACAUCAUGUUCCAUAUUGUAACACUACAAAUGAAUUGCUUUUGGGCAGCUGUUUUGGGAAGGGGACCGUCUUAAGAACCUAAUCAAAGUUAAAUGACACUUUAAUCAUUAUGAAUUAUAUUAUAUUUAUGUAUUUUAAGUAAAACUACAAUUGCUCCUGUUUUAUUUCAGUUAAUUUUAUUCAGUAAAAUAGGCAUUUAAGUAGAGCAUUUGUCUGUGUUGUAUUAUUCAAAGGGCCAAUGGCGCCCCCUACUGUAAGGAAUCUGCUCCCGCUUCUUUGUGCACAAAUCCAUGCGGAUGACCUACAGAGAACUUUAGAAUAUAAGCAAUCAAAACUCUGUUCACACUGCAAUGUGCUAACAUAAGGUGAUGGUAUUUUUGUUCUGUUAAUUUAAUUUAAUGAACCCUUGAAUGACAGUCUCAUUGUAAAUGGCUUUCUUUUUUGUAAAUACAGCCAAGACAAUAAUAAAUAUGACUGAUUAUUUUA
Molecule: messenger RNA, 6191 nt
Organism: Paramormyrops kingsleyae
Lineage: Eukaryota; Metazoa; Chordata; Actinopteri; Osteoglossiformes; Mormyridae
Product: rap1 GTPase-activating protein 1-like
Biological process (GO): regulation of small GTPase mediated signal transduction
Cellular component (GO): cytoplasm
Molecular function (GO): GTPase activator activity
Source: RefSeq, a predicted model, not a curated record